AUGUAUUCUCCCAAGGUCGGUGACAGGCUCGAGAGCCUUGAUACACCAUCUAUGAUUGCAGAUCUCGAUCUUAUGGAGGCAAACAUCAAGAAACUCAUGGACAAGCUCUUACCAACUGGGCUGAACAUCCGCCCCCAUCUUAAAACAACCAAGAGUGCCAUUCUAGCCGGCAAGCUCGUGAAAGCUGGCGCCAAAGGAGGCUGCGUGGCCAAAGUCAGCGAAGCCGAAGCCAUUGCUGCGGCAGGCUUUGACGACCUGCUCAUCACAUGCGAAAUUGUCGGCCCUGCCAAAGUCAAGAGACUUGUGGAAUUGUUCCGCAAAUAUCCAAAGAUCAGAAUCGUGGUUGAUAGCGAAAUUGGUGCAUCAGCCAUCAACGAGGCUUUGGCAAGCUCAGGGAUUGCAGAGCCAAUCACGACGCUGAUUGAUCUCGACGUUGGACUUCACCGCACUGGUGUGUCACCGGGCGAACCUGCCCUGGCUCUGGCUCGACACGUCGGUGGUCUGAAACAUCUGAAGCUUAUCGGCGUCCAAGGCUAUGAAGGGCAUUUGCAGCAUUUGCAUGACAAAGAGGACCGCAAAAACCAGUGCCUAGAGUCUAUGCAGAUACUGACGAGUACCGCGGACUCCCUACGGAAGGCAGGCUUCAACAUUGAGGUGGUCACCACGGGAGGAACUGGCACGGCCGAGUUCUGCGCUACCGUUCCUGGUGUCACUGAGCUUCAGCCCGGAUCAUUCAUCUUCAUGGACACGGAUUACCGAAAUGCCGUCGGCACCUUCUAUUCAAACAGCCUCACCAUUCUGUCAACGGUUGUGAGCAAGCAAGGCCCCCGGGCGGUGACGAUCGACAGUGGAUUAAAAUCUUUGACAACAGACAGUGGACUGGCAGAGUGCAAAGACCCGAGAUAUGUCUAUGGGGUUCUUGGCGAUGAGCAUGGCUCUCUUAUGUGGGAGGAAGGCACACCAGCGCUCUCCGUCGGUGAUCGUGUUGAGAUGAUUCCGAGUCAUAUCGACCCCACGGUUAAUCUGCAUGACUUCUAUUACGCUUACCGCGGAGGUGUGAUUGAAGAAAUCUGGCCAGUUGAUUCAAGAGGAAAGGUUCAAUAA
Messenger RNA from Penicillium canescens, 1104 nucleotides. RefSeq names its product DSD1 family PLP-dependent enzyme. Gene Ontology annotation, biological process: D-serine catabolic process. NCBI's taxonomy places the organism in Eukaryota, Fungi, Ascomycota, Eurotiomycetes, Eurotiales, Aspergillaceae. The coding region runs from base 1 to 1104 and encodes 367 amino acids. The transcript has a single exon. The record is from RefSeq and is a predicted model, not a curated record. Gene Ontology annotation, molecular function: D-serine ammonia-lyase activity.